GCCCCGGGCACAAGAAGCGCAGCAAGAGCCCCCGGGUGCCAGAGCUGAAGAGGAAGAUGAAGGGGGGGAGGAAGAUGGCGCCGCUGAAGAUCAAACUGGGAGUACUGGGAGGGAAGCGCAAGAAGAGCAGCUCGUGUCCCCUCAUGACCCCAGUGUCCCCAAGCAGUGGCACCCGGAUGCCUGGGUCCCUGCUCCUGUCCCUCAUUGUCCCCAAGGGCCACACCAAGGGCCCGUUCCUCGUCAGUGCCCCCCUCUCCACCAUCAUCAACUGGGAGCGGGAGUUCCAGAUGUGGGCCCCGGCCUUCUACGUGGUCACCUACACUGGGGACAAGGACAGCAGGGCCAUCAUCAGGGAGAACGAGUUCUCCUUCGACGACAACGCCAUGAAGGGGGGCAAGAAGGCCUUCAAGAUGAAGGUGCCGCGCAGCGUGGACCGCAAGGGCCAGUAUCACUACCUGGUGAAGUGGCGGGACCUGCCCUACGACCAGGCCACCUGGGAGGAGGACGAGAUGCCCAUCCCCGACUAUGACCUGCACAAGAUGGCCUACUGGAGGCACCGGGAGGUGUUCAUGGGGGAGGACCCUGCCCAGCCCCGGCGCUACAAGAAGAAGAAGAAGGAGACCCCAGGGGAGGGACCCCCCCCCUCCCCCNNNNCCCAGCCCACGGUGAAGUACGAGACCCAGCCCCGGUUCAUCACGGCCACGGGGGGAACCCUUCACCUCUACCAGCUGGAGGGGCUGAACUGGCUGCGCUUCUCCUGGGCCCAGAGCACAGACACCAUCCUGGCUGAUGAGAUGGGCCUGGGCAAGACCAUCCAGACCAUCGUCUUCCUCUACUCCCUCUAUAAGGAGGGCCACACCAAGGGCCCGUUCCUCGUCAGUGCCCCCCUCUCCACCAUCAUCAACUGGGAGCGGGAGUUCCAGAUGUGGGCCCCGGCCUUCUACGUGGUCACCUACACUGGGGACAAGGACAGCAGGGCCAUCAUCAGGGAGAACGAGUUCUCCUUCGACGACAACGCCAUGAAGGGGGGCAAGAAGGCCUUCAAGAUGAAGCAGGAGGUGCAGGUAAAGCUCCAGGUGCUCCUCACCUCCCAUGAGCUGAUCCCUAUUGACCCUGGGAGGGACCUUAGGGGAUCCUGGGGCAACUCCCUCACACCCGAGCGCUUCAACAACCUGGAAGGGUUCCUGGAGGAGUUUGCUGACAUCUCCAAGGAGGACCAGAUCAAGAAGCUCCAUGACCUGCUGGGGCCGCACAUGCUGCGGCGCCUCAAGGCCGACGUCUUCAAGAACAUGCCGGCCAAGACUGAGCUCAUUGUCAGGGUGGAGCUCAGCCCCAUGCAGAAGAAAUACUACAAGUACAUCCUGACCCGCAACUUCGAGGCGCUGAACUCGCGGGGCGGCGGGAACCAAGUGUCGCUGCUCAACAUCAUGAUGGACCUGAAGAAGUGCUGCAACCACCCCUACCUCUUCCCUGUGGCUGCCCAGGAGUCCCCCAAGCUGCCGAGCGGCGCCUACGAGGGGGGGGCCCUGAUCAAGGCCUCGGGGAAGUUGCUGCUGCUCCAGAAGAUGCUGAGGAAGCUGAAGGAGCAAAACCACCGGGUGCUCAUCUUCUCCCAGAUGACCAAGAUGCUGGACCUGCUGGAGGAUUUCCUGGACAACUAGGAGGGCUACAAGUACGAGCGGAUCGAUGGGGGCAUCACGGGCGCCCUGCGCCAAGAGGCCAUCGACCGCUUCAACGGUACCUGCAGCGGGGGACCCGGGCGUCCGGGGGGGACCCAGGCAUCCGGGGGGAAACAAGGCAUCCGGGGGGGAACCAGGAGUUCAGAAUGGGAUCCAGGCGUCCGGGGGGACCCGGGAGCCUUCAGCCGCGCCCACCGCAUCGGCCAGGCCAACAAGGUGAUGAUCUAUCGCUUCGUGACGCGCGCCUCGGUGGAGGAGAGGAUCACCCAGGUGGCCAAGAGGAAAAUGAUGCUGACCCACCUGGUGGUGCGCCCGGGGCUGGGCUCCAAGGCUGGCUCCAUGUCCAAGCAGGAGCUGGAUGACAUCCUCAAGUUCGGCACCGAGGAGCUCUUCAAGGAUGAGAAUGAGGGGGACAACAAGGAGGAGGACAGCAGUGUCAUCCACUACGACAACGAGGCCAUCGCUCGGCUCCUGGACCGGAACCAAGAUGCCACCGACGACGCCGACGUGCAGAACAUGAACGAGUAUCUGAGCUCCUUCAAGGUGGCCCAGUACGUCGUGCGCGAGGAGGACAAGAUCGAGGAGAUCGAGCGGGAGAUCAUCAAGCAGGAGGAGAACGUGGACCCCGACUACUGGGAGAAGCUGCUGAGGCACCACUAUGAGCAGCAGCAGGAGGACCUGGCCAGGAACCUGGGCAAGGGCAAGAGGGUCCGCAAACAGGUCAACUACAAUGAUGCUGCCCAGGAGGACCAAGACAACCAGUCCGAGUACUCGGUGGGCUCGGAGGAGGAGGACGAGGACUUUGACGAGCGGCCCGAGGUGUUCCCCUGUCCCUCCAGUGUCCCCGUGUCCCCCCACACCCCCCAGUGCCCCCCGUGCCACAUGAUGAGCCCUUACUCAGCCGAGCGCCUUCGCUGUCGGGCCUACGUGUCCCUGUUCAUGCGGCACCUCUGCGAGCCGGGGGCCGACGGCUCCGAGACCCGUGAGGGCAGCGAGGCCGAAGGGCCCUGCAAGGGGGAGGAUGAGGAGGGACCCGGUGCCCGGGACCCCCCUGAAUCUGAGGGGACCCCAGCCCGUGAGGAGAGAGAGCUGCACACGCUGUGGCAGAACGAGGAACGCGCUGCCGUCUCCUCGGGCCGACUGGCCGAGAUCUGGCACCGGCGCCACGACUACUGGCUGCUGGCUGGGAUUGUGCUACAUGGCUACGCGCGCUGGACCGACAUCCAGAACGAACGUCCCUUCUCACUCCUCCUCACCCCACUUAAGGGGGAGGCCGCCAAGGGGAACUUCCUGGAGAUGAAGAACAAGUUCCUGGCCCGGAGGUUCAAGCUCCUGGAGCAGUUCCUGGUGUUGGAGGAGCAUCUCCUCCUGGAGCAGGCCCUGGUGAUCGAUGAACAUUUCCUUGGGUUCUUAGCUGCCCCCUCACCCUACUUUAUCCCCCCCCAGCUCCUGGAGCAGGCCCUG
Messenger RNA from Chaetura pelagica (chimney swift), 3143 nucleotides. Its product is annotated as chromodomain-helicase-DNA-binding protein 3-like. Gene Ontology annotation, molecular function: chromatin binding; ATP-dependent chromatin remodeler activity; DNA binding. NCBI's taxonomy places the organism in Eukaryota, Metazoa, Chordata, Aves, Apodiformes, Apodidae. Gene Ontology annotation, cellular component: nucleus; chromatin; NuRD complex. Gene Ontology annotation, biological process: negative regulation of transcription by RNA polymerase II; chromatin remodeling. The record is from RefSeq and is a predicted model, not a curated record.